Messenger RNA from Penaeus chinensis, 3793 nucleotides. RefSeq names its product nascent polypeptide-associated complex subunit alpha, muscle-specific form-like. The coding region runs from base 1341 to 3323 and encodes 660 amino acids. Lineage: Eukaryota; Metazoa; Arthropoda; Malacostraca; Decapoda; Penaeidae. The transcript is spliced from 2 exons. The record is from RefSeq and is a predicted model, not a curated record.
UAUGCGCUCACAUAUGCUCGUGAUUGCAAAUAGUCCACUCAGGAAGUCACGAGUGCUUUGCAUAAUCACCCUUUUACGUAAUGUUGCACAUUUCACCCGUUUGUAUAAUAACGUUCUCUCUCCCUAACACCAGUUAGCACGAAGCAGUACAGUUCAUGGUUAUUGCACACAUCCUUCCCGAGAAAAAUCAAUACACAGUUCCGUGGAGUCAGUAAAGUCGGCAUUCUGUGUAAAAAAAAAAAAAAAAAAAAAAAAAAAGACGUUAGAAAAAAUUUCCCAUGAAGUAUUCUGCCGAGCAAUUUCGAAGUUGGCGUUGCGACCAACCCAGGAAAUGAAAUAAUGAGCCAUAAUCAUGCAAAGAGCGUCUCCCUCCAUUUAUGAUACAGAAUGGGACGACACUCAUUAUAUCUCUUCAACACAGGACGAUUCCCAAGCCAACAAAAGGUACAAAAAGCGAGAUACACAAUAUCGUCAUUGCAACUGUCAUUUACCCAUUUAGUAGUACUGUAUUUUUGGCUCACGGAAAGGAAGAUGUGUUGCAAAUAUUUUCUUAUAUUUUUUUUGAGAACAUGAGAGUAAAAAUGCAAAUGUUUACCUGAAAUAGCUUUCUUUAAAUAUAUUAUAUAAAUAACAAAUGAUUCUUUAUAGUAGUCUUGACAGUAUGGCCUUAAAAAACGGAAAGAGGUAGUUAUCUCCAUACCACCUAUAUAAAGAAAAAAAAAAAAAACUCUUCAGAGCUCUCACUUUUACUGAUAGACAUAUGAAAGGAACAGACGAUAUAAUGCCGAUGAGAAGGACGGGAGAAGAAUGUAGUAGAGGAGAAGGCCAUGGCUUCACCCAACACGUAAGGCCACAUUCUCUCCAGGCAACGAACCCAUCUCUUCCUCACUUGUUAAAACAAAGUUCCAUGAGACUCAGAACUCAUUUCACAGUAGUGACGUGAAGUGAUUUCAACUGGACGUGUAAAGCCCAAGAGUUUAGAGUUGGCGCCGCUCGCCGUCCGUGUGCGCAGUCUCAUGGCAGCGGCGUGUUCGUUGCCCCGCGUCUCCACUUGCCAGAUUCCCCCGAUCCCCAAUCUAUUUUCUCUUUACUCUCAUCUUUAUUUCAUUGCGGAUGUCUCUUUAAGAGCGGGUUAAGUAUAUUUGUGGAAGGAGGAGGUGCGAAUGGUGGGUUUGUGAUGUACGGAGGUCCGAGUGUGUUAAAUGACUUGUGUUAUUCCUUUCAGGCUUCAGCUGCGACCGUGGUAGUGAAAGCUGGCAAGGAGAGGGACCAGAGAGCGUGAAGUACCGAACAAGUGCACUCGCUGUACAUCGCUAGGGAUUUCUCCAACCUCCAACAACAUGAGUCGGUGGAGGAAGGACCCCAUGGAGGUGUGUGGCUCCAGGCACACCAAUGCCACUCUGGAAUUCCACGAGUGCCUGUGCAAGUUUGACUACAGGAACCUAAAGAGACGCCAACAGACGCUGAAGUUCAAGCACUGUUUGUUGGCAGAUGAGAUGCGACGAAUAGACAAUUUUGAACUGUAUAUAAUUAUUGCAGUGGUGAUAGGUGUUGUGAUUAUAUUUAGCAUUGCUGCAUUUUGUUCUUGUAAAUGGUACCUCCAGACUAAUGCCAAUCCAUGUGGGUGCUUGUCAUGUUCAUGUUGCAAGAAAAAGAAGAAAAAGAAAGAUGAAAAUGAGGUUGUGGUGAGUUCGGCAUCACAUGAUCUUGACUUGGGCAAUGGUGGGCAGUCGUGGACCCCAAUCCGUUUGGUGCCCAAUAAAGACACAGUUGAUGGAAGUCCAGACACCAAUCGUACGAGUGCCGAACCUAGUGAUGAUGAUCACAAAAGUUUCUGCAUGAAGUUCUGUCUGAGUGACCCUGUGCAAGACUGUUGUGAAUUCUUUGACUGUGACAUCAUGUGGCGCAAGAAAAGCAUUUAUGCCAUACCAAUAUUUGGCCGUCGCAAGCAGCCUCCACUGCAGCGAAGGCCAACACGGCCUGCUCCUCCACCUCCCAAAGCAGUGGUGCCUCCGGUAGUCAAGCACCCUGAACCAAUUCAUAUAGGCUAUGAUGACGACAUAGAGUGUGAACCUGUCCCUGAAGCACCACCUUCCCCAGAGCCUGUACGUGUGGACCAACCCAGAGCCAUGUAUGUGGAUCCUUUGGCGUUCUUGCAGAGACCCUUCUUGAAAGCAACCAAAGAGAAGGCAGUUGAAGAGGAACCACCAGAGGCCCUGUACAGCAAAAUGAAGGACUUCAUGUUUGGAAAAUCAAAGAAGAGUGCAAGCAUGGCAUCCCUCAACAAGUUGGGUGUGAAUGCUAAUCCAGAUGCAGUCAGCACCACCUCAAGCAAGAAGAGCAAGUAUAGUCGCACAGGCAGUCUAGCAUCGCUACAUAACCUCAGUGAUGAACAGUUAGACAAGAGCUACCAGAGCAAGAGGUCCAUGAGCCUGGCUUCUCUACACAUGGUUGAGGAAGAGUCAUCCAGUAGAAUGACCCCGAGAGGAGGUGCCAGCAGGUUGAAUGUGGCCCGAAGCAGAGGAUCUCUUCACAACAUCUGCGAGGAUGAUGACAUUCCCCCCUCACAGAGGACUGAUGAAUACAUUGACCUGGAGGAAAUGUCUAAGAGGAUAGAGGCAAAGAUGUUGGCCAACCAGAAUGGUGCUGAACAUGUUGGAGUAAUUGGAGCUCCAAGUGCACAGCCACAGGGCCCAGCUGCUAGUCCCCGACCACGCACAAGCCCACGACCUCCAACUAGUCCUCGGCCCCCAACUAGUCCUCGACCCUCAGUGAGCCCUCCAAUCUCUCCCCCAGUUUCAAGUUCCUGGACACCAAAUUUUGUUCCUGCAUCAGCAUACACUGCACCAAAGAGCAAUGAAGCAGUUCCUUUCCAGCCAGGUAGUGCUACUUACUCACCAUCUUUAUACAGAGCACAUGGCCCACAGCACUAUGCAAUGAGUGGUUCACCAGUUCCACCACAUGCAGGUUAUCCACAAGCAGAAUACCCAUAUGGCCAUUCUCCUGCAAUGAUGCUCGAUGAGAAUGGUCAGCCAAAAUACUAUCCUCCUGUGCCUGCUACACAAGACAGACCAGCAGUGCCUGCUAGACUGGCUGUUGGUACUCCAGUCAAUAACACUGGUACGCUGGGUCGUCCAAAGCCUGCUGUCCCUCCAAGGCCAUCAAGUGGGUCAAAUUCCCCAAAACCCAGAGGCAGUGGAGGCUCGCCUAAGCCACGUGCUCCACAGCCACCCUCAACUUUAGGGAGACAGUCACAUGUGGUUAAGCCAACGGCUCCCCCUCCCCCUCCACCUGUUACAACCCCCAUUGAAUCUUCACUCUGAGUGAAGCCAAGUGAAGUGAGGUGAAUGUGAGAUUGUAUAGAAAAUAUUGUACAUAAUGUGUAUUUUUAAUGCCUUUUGACAGACUGCUCAAGGGAUACUGUAGCCAAACUUGUAGUAUUUUUCAGUUUUGGAAACAAUUAGGGCUAUCCUUUUAUAUCAUUAUUCCUUUAUCACAUUGCAGGGUAUCUGUAAGGAUAACUGCCAUAAUUCUAUAGCACAUGUAUCAAAAAUCCAUACUAGACUGUCAUGUAUCAUAUAUGAGAGGGUAGUUUCUUUUUGUUCUGUAGAAAUUAUCAAGACAUAUUGUCAGCAAAAUAGUUUCAUCCAGACCAAAGUUAGAAUAGAAGCAGUUAGUGUACAAGGUAUCGUCAACAUAUCAUUCUGAAGAGCAAGUUGACAGAUGUGAGAAUUACUUCUAUCAACUAGCAAAUGGGACAGUUCCAUAGAUGAUUAUUAUGAUUAUUAUUGUU